Messenger RNA from Saccharomyces eubayanus, 687 nucleotides. It is a transcript of the gene PDX3, whose product is annotated as pyridoxamine-phosphate oxidase PDX3. The coding region runs from base 1 to 687 and encodes 228 amino acids. Gene Ontology annotation, biological process: pyridoxine biosynthetic process. Lineage: Eukaryota; Fungi; Ascomycota; Saccharomycetes; Saccharomycetales; Saccharomycetaceae. The record is from RefSeq and is a predicted model, not a curated record. Gene Ontology annotation, molecular function: pyridoxamine phosphate oxidase activity; FMN binding. The transcript has a single exon.
AUGACUAAACAAUCCGAGGAGACCCAGAAGCCAAUUAUCUUCGCGCCUGAAACGUACCAAUAUGACAAAUUCACCUUGAAUGAAAAGCAACUGGCCGAAGACCCCAUUGAUCUCUUCACCAAGUGGUUUGACGAAGCCAAGAAUGACCCCAGAGAAACGUUGCCAGAAGCAAUCACUUUCUCCUCUGCGGAAUUGCCCAGCGGAAGGGUUUCUUCCAGAAUACUUCUUUUCAAGGAACUCGACCACAGAGGCUUCACCAUCUAUUCCAAUUGGGGGACCUCUAGGAAGGCCCGUGAUAUUGCUACGAACCCGAACGCGGCAAUUGUGUUCUUCUGGAAGGACCUGCAGAGACAGGUCAGAGUAGAAGGUACCACCGAGCAUGUGAACAGAGAAACUUCGGAAAGGUAUUUCAAGACAAGACCCCGUGGCUCUAAGAUCGGUGCGUGGGCCUCACGUCAAUCAGACGUCAUCAAGGACAGAGAGGAACUGGAUGAAUUGACCCAGAAAAACACCGAGCGUUUUAAGGAUGACGUAGAGAUUCCGUGUCCAGAUUACUGGGGUGGCCUAAGAGUCGUCCCGCUGGAGGUCGAGUUCUGGCAAGGCAGGCCCAGCAGACUGCAUGAUAGAUUUGUUUACAGAAGAAAAUCAGAAAAUGACCCAUGGAAAGUCGUUAGACUUGCACCAUGA